Messenger RNA from Myripristis murdjan (pinecone soldierfish), 819 nucleotides. Its product is annotated as fibroblast growth factor 4A-like. Bases 1 to 819 code for a protein of 272 amino acids. The transcript is spliced from 4 exons. The record is from RefSeq and is a predicted model, not a curated record. Gene Ontology annotation, molecular function: growth factor activity. NCBI's taxonomy places the organism in Eukaryota, Metazoa, Chordata, Actinopteri, Holocentriformes, Holocentridae.
AUGAGAGAUGAAGAGAAGGCACAGUGGAAGAAGAGGCCUAACCAGGAUCUGUGUGGAUGUACACACAAGGCUGAACUGGCAAACUCUGGACCCAAAGGUGCAGCCCUGCAACGGGCACUACACAGUGGAUAUGACAGUUUGGAGGUAGUGGAGGUUUGGUCGGCUGGUUUCAGGUAUCUGAUGUGUUCUGCCAUGGAGGUUUCCAUGCUGGUUCCCAGUUUGCUGCUGCUUCUGGCUGCCAGUGUGUGUGAGGGCCUGGAGGCUGCAGACCGACUUGAAUCUGCGGUUUCACCUGAGGACCACGGCACUCGCCUUCGCGGCCUCUGGAGGCUGCACAUGAAGGAGUCAGUGUCAAAAGGAAAAGGUUUUCCUCCUUAUCCAAUCAGAGGAGCGGUCAAACAGCAGCUGCUUUACUGCCGUGUUGGGAUCGGCUAUCAUCUGCAGAUUUUACCUGAUGGCUCUGUGGGCGGGGUCCACAACCCCACUGAGUACUGCUGGCUGAAGGUGUUUGCCAUGAAGCAUGGUGUAGUGGGCAUCCGAGGAGUCAAGAGCGGCUUGUACCUCUGUAUGAAAGGGGAAGGAAUCGCAUAUGGAGCGGAGCAGUUCUCUGAUGACUGCCUGUUUAAGGAGAACCUGGAGGAGAAUCACUACACCACCUACUCCUCUCUGUCUCACCCAGGCCUCUACCUGGCACUGUCCCACAAAGGAGAGGUCAAGAGGGGCACCAACGUGGGGCGCCACCAGCCCUGCACUCACUUUCUUCCUCGCAGGACACGCUCAUCAGAGUCCACCAACCAGGGACCAGGGUCCAAGCCUUAG